AUGUCAUCAUUUUGGAACGAUAAUUAUUUUGGUAAUCGCUAUUCUAACGACACAUGGGGAGCAAAUGCUACCAAUGAGGAAGAGGAGGAGGUUGUGUCUGAAGUCCCUGUUGAUAAAAAACCACAGUUGCCAGAUUUGAACAAGACUCCCACUCCACCUGUUGAUGAACCAAAUUACCCGGCACAUCAAGUGUAUCAAGAUUACGGAUACGAGUAUGAAUCUCCGUACAUGCAGCAAAGUGGAUACGGUGCUGAGAAUGCACCUGUUGAUGUACCAUAUUACCUGACGCAGCAAUCGUAUCCGGGUUACGGGGUAUACGGGGAUGAAGGUGGAUACGGAAGUUACAGUGGAUACGGCGGUGAAGGUGGAUACGGGGGUGAAGAAAUGGGAAAGGAGUAUGGUUACGUAAUUGUUACCCGCCGAUCUAAAAAUAUUGGCGGUACUACUGGGAUGGUAUGGCUUGUGUGCGACCGUAGUGGUGAGCACCGUAGUAAAGCAACAGUUAGGAAAGCUGGUAGCAAAAAAAUCGGUUGCCCAUUUUCAUUACUCGCCAUACGGGACGUGACGAAUGACACGUGGGAGUUAAAAGUGGACUGUGCGAACCAUAACCACGAACCUACGACGAGUCUGUUGGGCCACGCUUUUGUGCGAAGAUUUACUAAAGCCGAAUACAAGCUAGUGGAGCAGCUAACUGCUCAAAACAUGGAGCCACGUAUCAUAUUUCAAACCCUAAGAAAGCAGUUCCCCGACAGCCUGCACGUUCAGAAAGACGUGCAAAAUGCGGUACAAAAAAUUAGAGCGACAAUAAUGGACGGAAAGAAUCCUAUUCAGGCACUGGAAAGCCUGCUGCAUGACCGCCGAUUCAUUUACGACACCCGACAGGAUCCCAAAACAGAUGUCGUAACAGAGAUUUUCUUUGUUCAUCCUUAUUCAAUCACUAUGUGGCGUGCAUUCCCGCACGUGAUGUUGAUCGACGCGACCUACAAAACAAACCUCUACAACAUGCCAUUUGUCCAGGUUGUGGGUAUGACGUCGACUGGGAAGUCUUUUUGUAUCGCACAUGCCGUUAUUUGUAAAGAACGAAGGGGUAACUACGUGUGGGUGCUUGAGCGGAUCAAGUCAAUAUUGCAUGAAUGUAUGAUGCCGCGUGUGAUAGUCACGGAUAGGGAGCUUGCCCUAAUUAACGCGUGUUCUAAAGUAUUCCCGAACGCAACCAGGCUUCUAUGCCACUUUCACAUCCAACAAAAUAUAGCUAGACAGUGCAAGAAAGGGUUCGAUAAAGAAGAUUGGGGGAAAUUUAUGUCGUACUGGCGGAGAUUGUACGAAUCUUCAUCAGAGCCCAUGUACAAGUACAACUUGGAGAAAAUGUGUCUAUGA
Molecule: messenger RNA, 1377 nt
Organism: Helianthus annuus (common sunflower)
Lineage: Eukaryota; Viridiplantae; Streptophyta; Magnoliopsida; Asterales; Asteraceae
Product: protein FAR1-RELATED SEQUENCE 5-like
Exons: 3
Coding region: 1-1377 (458 amino acids)
Biological process (GO): regulation of DNA-templated transcription
Source: RefSeq, a predicted model, not a curated record